AUGUCUGAAGAAGAGGGCAACACUUCUACCAUUUCAAACACCAACUCGGCAAUCUACGAAGACAAGAACAAGUAUGAGGAUGAUGGCUUGGCCAACUCAGGUUCUGAUGCCAUUGCCCCAGCUGAACUACCAAGACAACCAGCCUCUGCGUACGUCACCGUAUGGAUUCUAUGUCUGUUGAUCGCUUUCGGUGGGUUUUUGUACGGGUGGGAUACAGGUACCAUUGGUGGUUUCAUGAAAUACCCUGACUUUUUGAGACGUUUCGGUCUAAGACACAAAGAUGGUACGUACUACAUGUCCAACGUUAGAACUGGUUUGAUUGUUGCUUUCUUUAAUAUUGGUGCUGCUAUUGGUGGUAUUGUCUGGUCGAGAUUGGGUAACAUUUACGGUCGUAAGCUUUCUUUAGCUUUGGUCACUGUCGUGUACACUAUUGGUCUGGUCAUUCAGAUUGCUUCCAUCUCGAAGUGGUACCAGUACUUCGUUGGCAGAAUUAUUAGUGGUUGUGGUAUCGGUGGUAUCGGUGUUUACUCGUCGAUGUUGAUUGGGGAGACUGCUCCCAAACACGUCAGAGGUACUUUGGUUUCGUGUUACCAACUGAUGAUCACGCUAGGUAUCUUUCUUGGUAACUGUACCGAGCUCGGUACAAAGAACUACAGCAACUCUGUCCAAUGGAGAGUUCCACUAGGUUUGGGUUUUGCAUGGUCUUUGUUCAUGAUCUGCGGGUUGUCUUUUGUUCCUGAAUCUCCACGUUUCUUGAUUGAAGUUGGAAAAAUUGAGGAAGCCAGAGAAUCCAUUGCUAAAUCCAACAAGUUAUCCCCAGACGACCCUGGUGUUAUUGGUGAAACUGAAUUGAUGGCUGCUUCUAUAGAGAGUGAACGUGCGGUUGGUAAUGCAACCUGGCGAGAAUUGUGGUCCCCCAAAGGUAAGAUUUUGCACAGAACUAUUUUCGGUUUGAUGAUUCAAUCUUUGGAACAGCUAACUGGUAUCAACUACUUCUUCUACUACGGUACCCAGAUUUUUGUUGCUAUUGGUUUGAAAGACUCGUUCGAAACUGCUAUUGUCAUCAGUGUUAUCAAUUUUGCUGCGACUGGCGUUGGUAUUUUCUUCAUUGAUAGAUUUGGUCGUCGUGCUUGUUUGUUGUGGGGUGCAUUAGGCAUGAUCGCUUGUUUGGUUGUGUACGCUUCUGUCGGUGUCAGGAGAUUGUUUCCAAACGGUAGAGACAGACCAGCUUCCAAGGGGGCUGGUGAUUGUAUGAUCUGCUUCACAUGUUUCUAUAUUGUUUGUUUUGCUACGACAUGGGCACCUGCUGGUUACGUCAUUAUCGCUGAAACUUUUCCAUUGAGAAUUAAGCCAAAAGCUAUGGCUCUUGCUAUGACUGCCAAGUGGAUCUGGGCAUUCUUGAUUGCAUUCUUCACCCCAUUUAUCAGUUCUGCCAUCCACUUCUCCUACGGGUAUGUCUUCAUGGGUUGUGUUUGCUUCGCGUGGUGUUACGUGUUUUUAAUGGUCCCAGAAACUAAGGGCCUAUCUCUAGAAGAAGUCAACGUGAUGUGGGAAGAAGGUGUCUUACCGUGGAAGUCUACUGCUUGGGUACCUCCAUCCAAGAGAAAUGACGACUAUGAUGCUGAUGCCAUGGCUCACGAUGAUGUCCCUGUCUACAAGAGAAUGUUGGGGAGGAAAUGA
Molecule: messenger RNA, 1680 nt
Organism: Huiozyma naganishii CBS 8797
Lineage: Eukaryota; Fungi; Ascomycota; Saccharomycetes; Saccharomycetales; Saccharomycetaceae
Product: sugar porter family MFS transporter
Exons: 1
Coding region: 1-1680 (559 amino acids)
Biological process (GO): transmembrane transport; carbohydrate transport
Cellular component (GO): plasma membrane
Molecular function (GO): carbohydrate:proton symporter activity
Source: RefSeq, a predicted model, not a curated record